UCAUUUUACACCACCUUUGCCCCUUUGACCAUUUUUGCCUACCUUACUGCUUCUCCAUUUUCUCUCCAUCUUUCUUUUUCAAACCAUUCAACUUAAGCUCUAGUAGUUGUCCUCAACAUCACAUUCCUCAAACAAAAUACAAUCUAAAAUUAAAGCAUAUAACAAGUGUGUUUUCUUCCUUCAUUUUUUGGUGUGAAAAAUGGUAAUGGAAGGAAUUCAAGAAGAUGUAGAUGAAGGAAAUAUACAAUGUAUAAACCAUCCUUAUAAAAACAGUUCACCAGGUGGAAUCUGUGCUUUUUGCCUUCAAGAAAAACUCGGAAAACUUGUUUCUUCUUCUUUUUCCUCUACCAUUUUCCCUUCUUCUACUUCUCCUAUUUCAACUCCUUCUUUUAGAUCUGAUUUUGGUGUCACUUCAACUACAACUUCAGCCUUACAAAUCCCCACAAAUAACAACAAAAAUACUACUGAUUGUAAUACUAACUAUCAUCCAUAUGAGAAUAAUAUGAGGAAAUCAAGAAUGCAGUUUUUGUUGAGUCAGAAGAAGAAGAAUAGUAGUAAUAUUAUGGCAAGUUCUGGUUCAGAUUCUGGUAUUGUUUUUAAGAGAAGUAAGUCAACUACAACCCCUAGAAAUCAUUUGCAUUUCUUGGAAGCUGAAGAUUAUGGUAUUCAUAGAAAAGGGUUUUGGUCAUUUCUUCAUUACUCUUCCUCAAAGCAUUAUUCUUCAGGAUCAUCUCAGAAUGGUUCCAUAAAAUCAAGGGAGAAAAAGAAAGAAGAGAUUGUAGAAGUGGAAGAAAAUGAGAGUCCUAAUGAGUCAACAUUUGACAGAAAAGUAGCAAGAUCCAGAUCUGUUGGUUGUGGAAGCAGAAGUUUUUCAGGUGAUUUAUUUGAGAAAAUCUCAACUGGUUUUGGAGAUUGUACUUUAAGAAGAAUUGAGUCACAAAGAGAAGGAAAACCAAGAUUUUCAUCUGUUAAUCAUAAAGAAAGAGUCAAUUGUGGAGGAAUAUUAUCUUAUUUGGUUUCUUCUGAAGAAAAUUUGCAUGGAAAAUCUCAUAAUAUUGCUAAUGGAAGAAGUAAGAAUUGGGGUUGGGCAUUAGCAAGUCCAAUGAGAGCUUUUAGUAAAACAUCAUCAAGUGGAAAAAGAGAAGAUUCAAACAAGAAUGCUACUCCUAAUUUGGCUGCAAUUCCUUCUUUGUUGACUGUGAGCGGCUAAAAUGUUGUCGCAUUUGUGUCGGAUCCUUCAAAAUAUUCACAAGAGACUACUUUUACUUAUGUUGUAUGGACUCUCCAAAAUGCUGCCGCCCUCGUAUCCGAUCUACUAAAAGUGCACUACUUUGCAGGAUUCAACACGCAUCCAGCAACAUUUUCGUAGAGUCCGAGUUACAUGGAUUUUCCAAAUGCUGCUGCACUUGUAUCGGAUCCUCCAGAAAUACACGACUUUUGCAGGAUCCGACAUGCAUCUAGCGACAUUUUUGGAGAGUUCGAAUAACAUUGAUUUUCACUAAGUAACUACUGAUACUAUUACAUAAAUUUGAAUUUUUCUUGUCCAGAACCCUGAUGAUUUUGCUGUCAAUUGAUUUGCUUUGGUUGGAGAAUUUUUCCUGUUGUUGGAUGCAAGUUUUUUGUAGUUUUGUAGGGAGAAAUUCCCAAAUUAAAAGGAGUUAAUAUUAUUUAUUUAUUUA
Molecule: messenger RNA, 1679 nt
Organism: Nicotiana tabacum (common tobacco)
Lineage: Eukaryota; Viridiplantae; Streptophyta; Magnoliopsida; Solanales; Solanaceae
Source: RefSeq, a predicted model, not a curated record